Messenger RNA from Acaulospora morrowiae, 696 nucleotides. NCBI's taxonomy places the organism in Eukaryota, Fungi, Glomeromycota, Glomeromycetes, Diversisporales, Acaulosporaceae. The record is from the annotation of a GenBank genome assembly.
AUGACCGAUAACUGUACCCCAAAACACCAGCAGAUCACUUGCUUUUGGGUACGCAAAUAUAAAAAUGCUGCGAGCGUAUCUACUCCGCCAAAUUCGCCUUGGGCAUUAGGAGUAGGAAACAUACCUAACCCUUAUCCCUUGUCUUUCAAAAUUGAUGGGACAGCAAAAGGUCAAAGAAGAAACCGUGGUCAACAAACAACUUACAACGCCUAUGUAGUCGAGACCGAUCGGACCUACGGAGAUCAUGAUUUACUCACAUCUUAUCGAGAAGACGCCAGCAAGGUAAAUCGAUCUCCCAGUUCUUCGCAGCCGCAUUCGAUCUUGGCGCAAACGACACCUGUAAAAAAAACGUUGGCAUUGCAUCUUGAUCGAACACCUUCCCCUGAUCAAAAACCGACACCGAGACCAUCAAAAUUACACGGACAGACUUCAUUCAUGGGCUACGAUCCAUUUACAAAUGAACAUCCUGGAUCACCAAUGACCUCUCAUACACCCAUUGGUGGUGGUGUUUUGAAGCGUCCGUCGCAAAUUUCCCUUUCUCAAUUUGAUGAAAAAUUAAGCUUCAAGGAGGAUCCAUCGAUCGCCACCACAUUUGAUCCAGAGAAAGAUAAACAUUUGUACGAAACUUCAUUGGAUCUUUACAGAAGCUUUAGCAAAGGAAGUAGCAAAGAUGCCGAAAGUUUUUUGGGGGAAUGA